AUGAGCACAGACAAUGGAACUGUCCCCCAGGAAUUUCUCCUAUUGGGCUUUCCAGGAUCCCAGACCCUUCAGUUCUCUCUCUUCCUGCUUUUUCUGGUGAUGUACAUCCUCACAGUUGGUGGUAACGUUGCUAUCUUGAUGUUGGUUGGUACUUCCCACCAGCUCCACACCCCCAUGUAUUUCUUUCUGAGUAACCUCUCUUUCCUGGAGAUUUGGUAUACCACAGCUGCUGUCCCCAAAGCUCUGGCCAUCCUCCUGGGAAGAAGUCAGACCAUAUCAUUCACUGGCUGCCUCGUGCAGAUGUACCUUGUUUUCUCCCUGGGCUGCACAGAAUACUUCCUGUUGGCAGCCAUGGCGUAUGACCGCUAUCUUGCCAUCUGCUAUCCUCUACACUAUGGCGCCAUCAUGAGCAGCCUGCUGUCAGCACAGUUGGCUCUGGGCUCUUGGAUCUGUGGCUUCCUGGCUAUUGCAGUGCCCACUGCCCUCAUCAGUGGCCUCUCUUUCUGUGGCCCGCGUGCCAUCAAUCACUUCUUCUGUGACAUUGCCCCCUGGAUUGCCCUUGCCUGUACCAGUACACAAGCAGUGGAACUUGUGUCCUUUGUGAUUGCUUUUGUGGUCAUCCUAAGUUCCUGCCUCAUCACCCUGGUCUCCUACAUCUUCAUCAUUAGAACCAUCCUUAGAAUCCCUUCAGCCACUGGCCGUAGCAAAGCCUUCUCCACGUGCUCAUCUCAUCUAACAGUGGUGCUCAUCUGGUAUGGAUCUACCAUUUUCCUUCAUGUCCGAACCUCCAUCAAAGACGCUUUGGAUCUUACUAAGGCUGUUCAUGUACUGAACACUGUGGUCACUCCAGUUCUCAACCCUUUCAUCUAUACACUUCGUAACAAGGAAGUAAGGGAAACGUUGGUAAAAAAAUGGAAGAGAUUGCAUUAA
This is a messenger RNA of Echinops telfairi (small Madagascar hedgehog), 930 nucleotides long. RefSeq names its product olfactory receptor 6F1. The transcript has a single exon. Gene Ontology annotation, molecular function: G protein-coupled receptor activity; olfactory receptor activity. Gene Ontology annotation, cellular component: membrane. The record is from RefSeq and is a predicted model, not a curated record. Gene Ontology annotation, biological process: G protein-coupled receptor signaling pathway. The coding region runs from base 1 to 930 and encodes 309 amino acids. NCBI's taxonomy places the organism in Eukaryota, Metazoa, Chordata, Mammalia, Afrosoricida, Tenrecidae.